AUGACACAGACACUCACAAACACACUAGUCCUAACCGGCCUCAUCAGUCCCGCGCACUUCACGCCAUCCUCGCUCGCGUACCUGCGCUCGGCGAUCGAUAUCGCGGCCGAAGACCCCGACGCGCUCGUCCAUUUCGGGCCGUUGCCGACCUUUGCGCGCGUCGUGCUCGUGUUUCGAACGGUCACGGCUGCGUUGCGGGUGCAUCUUGCGCUGGAUCGGAGGUGUGUUCCUGUUCACGUUGGUGAGCAGCAGCAGCAGCAGCAGCAGCAACAUCAAGAGCAGCAGCAGCAGCAGCAGCAGACGAGACUACGCACAUUCUUCUGCGCAGACAAUACUCCGGUCGACGCACUCUUACAACACAGAAAAACAAGCAGUCUCGAACUUCCUGACCCCGGAAAACUAUUCCUGAUCUCGCCGCCGCCGUCGCCGCCGCCGGGGUGGGUGGCGACGGAGGAAGAGCCGCCGAAUAUGAAUGUCGGGGUUGACGCCGACGUGCUUGCGUCUGUCUUGUCUAAGCUCGCUACUGUUGAGAUUGAUGGUAGUGAGGGGACUGACGAUGUGAAUCGCAAUAUGAAGGAGGGGGGAGAGGAGUAUGGAGUGGGAAAUGGGAAGGGUGCGUCGAUCGUGAUUAUGGAGGCAGAUUCGAGGAGGAUGCAGCCUGGGAUCGUCGUGAGUGAUCACAGCGAUGGCGAUGAGUUCUUGCCGUUUGGAAGACAGACGUUGCCGAGGACUGCUGUUCCUUAG
Messenger RNA from Myxozyma melibiosi, 744 nucleotides. Its product is annotated as Calcipressin-domain-containing protein. Gene Ontology annotation, molecular function: calcium-dependent protein serine/threonine phosphatase regulator activity. Gene Ontology annotation, cellular component: nucleus; cytoplasm. The transcript has a single exon. Gene Ontology annotation, biological process: calcium-mediated signaling. The record is from RefSeq and is a predicted model, not a curated record. The coding region runs from base 1 to 744 and encodes 247 amino acids. NCBI's taxonomy places the organism in Eukaryota, Fungi, Ascomycota, Lipomycetes, Lipomycetales, Lipomycetaceae.